Striga asiatica is the source of this 993-nucleotide messenger RNA. Lineage: Eukaryota; Viridiplantae; Streptophyta; Magnoliopsida; Lamiales; Orobanchaceae. The record is from the annotation of a GenBank genome assembly.
AUGGAAUCCACUUGUAGUGGGGGACGCAAUUCACAAGUGAACGGACAACGUCGAACAUGGAAUGUGGACGAGGAAAGUGCAUUAAUUCAAGGUCUGCGCGAUCUUGUCUCGCGCGGCUGGAAAUGCGACAACGGAUUUCGCUCAGGAUAUACCAACAUAUUAGAGCAACAUAUGGCCCGGUGUUUCCCAGGUACUACCAUACGAGCUGAACCACACAUAUCAUCAAAGAUUACGGUUUGGAAAAAGACUUAUGGAGAGGGUGCACAAGGUUUUACUGACGCGGUUAAUGGAGUGUUACAUGAACCAAGCGUCCAUGCACCUAGCCCUAUCCCAACUCAAGACUCAUUCCCGGAACCUUUGGAGCACCCCGACACCAACAUGGACUCUUUUUCGGCCCAAGCGGGUGAGAGUAGUGCAUCCGGUAAGUCCAAGCGUCACGGAAAAAGAAAGCGUAAUCCAGAGGUGGAGGAUAAAAUAAUUGGACUAAUUUCUUCUGUUUGCGAGGAGACGAACAAGCGUCUUUCUGAAUUGUCAUCACGAUUUACAAACCAAGGUGAUGCUAAGGAGCAAAGAAUUGCCGAGGAAGAGGAGGUUUGCUAUCGUCUUUUUUUUCAGAAGUGUGCAGAGACGGAUGACGUUCACAUGGCACAUUUAUCGGAGCUUAUGCAGAAGGACUUCUCUUGGAUGAAGGUACGUGAUAAAAUCCAUUGCCUUGAGGGACAUUACCGUGAAUUCCUUCGCUACAUGACCACACCGGGUUGUGAACCGAGACUACUGGAAUUUCGUCGCAGAGUGGACCUCGAGACCAACCCAGGACAGAGUGUGCAGAACCCAAUUUUAAUGGAUGUCAUGGAAGAUGAUGUUGAAGUGGAGGAGCAGGUUCCUCUUCCAAUCGAGGAAGAUGAAGUUUUUAUGGGACCGAAUGAAAUGGAUGACGAACAGGAAUUAGGGGAGAAUGAGUCGGAUGUGGACUCGUGCGUGGACUCCAACUGA